Molecule: messenger RNA, 1878 nt
Organism: Drosophila ananassae
Lineage: Eukaryota; Metazoa; Arthropoda; Insecta; Diptera; Drosophilidae
Product: amphoterin-induced protein 1
Exons: 4
Coding region: 124-1770 (548 amino acids)
Molecular function (GO): protein binding
Source: RefSeq, a predicted model, not a curated record
AGGCAUUAGGCCAGUCCAGAAUAAGCAGGCGUUCUAAGAAGAACAGACAUACGCAAUCCACAAACAUGAAAAAACACUCCAAUUGAAGACUUUCCAGCUAAAGAAAGUGAUUUUUUUUUUCCUAUGGCGCUGCAAUGCGUUAUAAAACCAAAGAUGUGGCUGGGCCUCAAGCAGAUACUGCUCUACGUGGGCCUAAUCCUGUGUGUUGUCCUGCAAGUUUGCAGAAGCAAAACGCAGUCGCAGGCAGUCUGUCCUACAGUCUGCCACUGUGACUUUCAUCUGCAGCGAAAUAGAGCCGUUUGCAGUGCCAAGCGAUUGAUAAGCGCCAAUAUCGAAAUGCCCAAGUCAGUGGAGCUUUUGGACUUGAGCUACAAUGAUAUAACCAGCAUAGAGGAUGACUCUUUCCAAACGACGAUCCAUCUGCUGAACUUAACGCUAUCUCACAAUGCAAUUCACACCUUGUAUGCGGAUGCCUUUUCGGAGCUCCGCCGACUCCGUCACUUGGACUUGUCCUACAACCGCUUGGAGCAAGUGGACGAGCACCUUCUGGAGUCCAACAUCCAGCUCAUAUACCUUAACCUUGAGGGAAACAAACUGGCUAGCCUGGGGAAAGGACCUCUGUUAAGAAGCCCCUCCCUGCGAUCCUUAAAACUGCGUAACUCGCAGGUCAAUCAGCUGGGUACGGAGCUCCUCAGUGCCAUGCCACAAUUACGACACUUGGAUUUGGCCCAAAACAUGCUGCUGACCUUGAGCGCCGCGGACUUUCAUGCCCCACGGUAUUUGGCUUCCAUAAAUGUGGAAGAGAACCCCUUUAACUGCGAUCGGGCACUUGUUAAGGUGGCGAGUAAUUUACGGCAGCGAGGAGUGGAGAUCCAUUUGAAUGCUUGUGAGGAAGAUGCUGUGGGUCCCAGACAGUCGGAGGAUGUGAAAGUCCUAGAAUUCCAGGCCGAAAAGUCAGAACGCUUGGAGCAGCACUCGGCCUUCUCUUCCCCAGGACCUCAAUCCGUGUUGGCCGUCUGGCGGGAGCUGGACUCCAGCGAGGAGGACAGCAAUGAACAGGACAAUGGCCAGAUGGCGACUUUGAGCGACGUCUGCGAAGGAAACCGAGAAAAACUUUGCCUGAGGUACAAAACGUGCCUGGAGCGCGUAAGUCACGAGCUCCUUGCUGGAGGAAGUUCUCAGUUCACCGACGAAAUUAUCCCUUCACAUACCUACGACGAGGAUGACCUCAAGUUGGCCUUUGUAGUGGGAGGAGCCACUGGAGUUUGCAUGGUCAUAUUCAUUAUAACCUUUGCACUUUGUCUGAAAAGCUGCUGCGAGAUGCGCAAAAGUAAGGCUGGCCAGGAGGUGGCAAGCGAGGAUUCCGCUCCGGACCCCUCACAGGAAAACCUGCCCACCAUUCACACCUGGACACCGCAAAGGACACGCCAUCCGAGACACUCCAACCCUCAGCGUCCUCGCAGCCGAAAUCCUUCACGUACGCUGGUCCGCCAGCCAUAUGGCCCGCAGGACAAUUUUGUGUCCCGGCUUUUUGGCCGCCCGGCACGGAGCCAGUACGUCCGGACCAUAAAUCAAAAUACAGCCACCCUCAUUCGGCGCCUGAGCCGGAGCAACCUUUUUAGCAGUCGCGAUCGGGAGCCCAGUAGUCCCUCCACGCCUCUUAGUACCACGGCCAGAUUUUACACUGACAUAGUGGAAGCGCCCCGGCCAGAGACCCCUCCUCCGAACUACGGCGACGUUGUGGUCAUCGAGAAUUGUGAUAACAAGUGAUGUGUGAGGCCUCAAGGGCAAAUAUUAUUCCCACUAGGUGAUAAAUAAUGCAAGAUAUUGCUCUUCACGUAUAUACCUCAUGCUUAAUAAAUUCAAUAUUUAAAAUAA